AUGGACCACCCCGCGGCUAUCAAGGGUCAAGGUAGUGCCACCAACCCCAAUCUUACCGUAGUGGCAAUACCGAAGGAGAGGAUAGUACCGGCUCCUACGGGCCAUGGGUCCAACACUGGUGAGGCCGUGGAACCAGCCAAGGACGUUCAACGACGGUUGAGGAAGGCUAUAUGUUUAUCCAUGUUUUUCAUGAUUUUGGAAAUAGUUGGAGGCAUCUUGGCACACUCUUUGGCCAUCGUGACAGAUGCAGCGCAUAUCAUGUCGGACGUGUCUGGUUUCGCUGUAUCACUAUUUGCCGUAGUGCUAGCAGGCAAGACCCCUACUUCCCAAUACACAUACGGCUACCGUCAAGCUGAGAUCCUGGGCGCACUGUUCUCAGUGAUGAUAGUCUGGUUCAUGACCGGCGUCCUCCUUUGGGAGGCUAUCCAAAGAUUCAUUACUCUUGAGGAGGUCAACGGUGGCCUUAUGAGCAUCAUGGCUGUAGCUGGCCUCGUAGUCAACGUUAUCAUGAUGCUAGUGCUUGGUCAUCACCAUCAUCAUCAUCAUCAUCAUCAUGACAACCAUGGUAGUCAUGCUGACGGACACCAUGAUCACAAUGCUCGUACAGUUGAGCCUGGCCACUCGGCAACGGGAGAGGGUACUCCUUCUCCUACUCCUCGUCGUCUUCGUAAUCUCGCACUAGAUGCAGCAUUCAUUCACGUACUAGGAGAUCUGAUCCAAUCUGUCGGGGUUGUUGUAGCUGCCGUUGUAAUUUGGUGGGAACCAUUCAAUAUUGGUUCCACUACGGACGGCGUAUCUCGAUGGAAGCUUCACAUAGGCACUCUAAAGCGAUCUCUGCAUGCCCUCAUGCAAAAGGCACCUGACCAUGUCGAUGUUCGCGCACUCUAUAAGGAGCUCAAAGAUAUACCAUACGUGGAUUGUGUAGAUCCUUUUCGUGCUGCUGUUGUUGUUUUGAUGAAGGUACAGUGUUGGCCAAAGCUAAGACCGUGGCUAGGGGCAUGGGCAUUUACCAUGCGACUUUUCAGCUGGAGGUAUGCGCGGAGGACAUGGGCGAUCAAAAUAGGAGGCGCUCUGUGGGAGGGCACAUGGAAGAACCACGAAGCUACAGUGAGAUAUCUCAUUGACAAAGGAGCUGAUGUUAACUUCAAAGAUAAGGCCGGACGUACACCGUUACACGAAGCAUCGCGAUAUGGUCAUACUACUCUAGUGGAGCUCCUAGUGGACCACAGAGCCGACAUAGACUCCUUGGAUGGGGCCGGCGAGUCCCCAUUGGCACAAGCAGUGAGCUGUUGUCGGCAUGAUGUAGUGGCGCUGUUGACGGCCAGGGGCGCUAAGUUGCAUAUCACAGACUCGCAGGGCAUCACAGUGCAGCACUUGGCGGCUUUUACUGGGGAGCCCCAAAUGGCCGACUGGCUCUACUAUAGAGGAGCUUGGAAGAAUAGGUACGCUGUAGAGCACACCGAUAACAAGGAGGAGAAGGACGCGAAUGCCGAGGAGGGAAAUAUGGUGGCGGCUAUCGUUCCCUAUACACAAGGCUCUGAGGCUGUCCAGGGAGGAGAUCACGAAGAACUGAAUGAGGGCGAUGGAGAGGCUGAGGAUUAG
Messenger RNA from Perkinsus marinus ATCC 50983, 1602 nucleotides. Its product is annotated as Metal tolerance protein A2, putative. The transcript is spliced from 15 exons. Gene Ontology annotation, molecular function: protein binding; zinc ion transmembrane transporter activity. Gene Ontology annotation, biological process: zinc ion transmembrane transport. Gene Ontology annotation, cellular component: plasma membrane. Bases 1 to 1602 code for a protein of 533 amino acids. The record is from RefSeq and is a predicted model, not a curated record. Lineage: Eukaryota; Perkinsozoa; Perkinsida; Perkinsidae.